AUGGCCGACGCCCCAGUCCUCGACCUGGAGAAAUACCCAAACGCACGGGCCUUCGUGGCAAAGUGUCACGAAUUCUUCAAAGAGGUCAAGAACUUAACGCCCGGCCACGAACUCGAAGCCCGCCUCAACGCCACCCACGGCCCCGGCACGCCCUACUACGACGCCUUCCGCUCGUUUAUCCUCGCCGGGCUGAAAGAAGGCUGGGUCGCGCAGACUGAACUCGACGGCCCACGGUACCGACGCGGUCGCAUCGCGGCCCCGACGCCCGAGAGCAACUUCAUCUCCAUCACUACCGUGUACAUGUCGUCCGAGGGUGAGGGCGACGACGCGUCCGCCAUCGCCACCGCCGGGGACGAAGAAUACCGCGGCCAGUACCACGCCCAUCCGUACGGCGAGAUCAACUGCGUGAUAUUGCUCGACGAGAACAGCAAGGCCCAGUUGAAGGGCAUGCAGGGGUGGCAGGGCGCCGGGUGGACGAGCCCGGGCCCUGGGACUCACCAUUAUCCCGAGGUUCGGAAUGGGGAGCUCGUGGCCUUGUUCUUCCUCCCGGCUGGGCGGAUCAGUUACGAGGCCACUCCGGGCAUGGCGCAGCCGGCGUCGUUGUGA
Messenger RNA from Cladophialophora carrionii CBS 160.54, 606 nucleotides. RefSeq lists its product as uncharacterized. The transcript has 2 exons. Lineage: Eukaryota; Fungi; Ascomycota; Eurotiomycetes; Chaetothyriales; Herpotrichiellaceae. The coding region runs from base 1 to 606 and encodes 201 amino acids. The record is from RefSeq and is a predicted model, not a curated record.